AUCGUCUGUCUCAGCCGUAUGUUUUCUCAGGCCACAGAAAAUCCCUGGAGAGGAAUUCCAGUCUUGAGUUUCUCCGGGAUCUUGUUUAUUUUCCCUGAAUUUUUUCUUCUCUCUCACCUACAUGACAGAAACUUGAGAGAAGCUGCACAAAGUCACAAAGCUUUGCUUUCAGUAGAUGCAAGAACACCAUGGAGGAAACAUCAGAAAAAGCUCCUGUUGAGGCUUACGGUAGCGUGAGCUUGAAGCCCAGAGGGUUUAUGCGUCUCAGGAGGACGGCGGUCGUCGCCUUCAUCGCCGGAGCCGUACUGCUGCUGUUUGGAGGCAUUGGAGCUUUUUACCUGUGGAAAGUCACUGAAAAAGAAGCGAUCAGUGCUCACUACAGUAGGAACAUCGAUAUAAAGAUGAUAGAGGAUGAUUCCGAUGCUGGAGAAGGGAAAAUUGUGGAAGUUCAAGACUUUAAAGCUGGCAUCACAGCUGUCAAGUUUCCUGGAAAAGAGAAGUGUUACAUCAAAUCACAAGUCAGAACUGAACUUUCUGAGGAAGAAGAAACUGUGGCAGUAAAAUCUGAAGUGGCGUCUCUGGUUUGGAUUGCAUCUGAAGAACCACUGAAGGACAACAGUUUUCUGAGCCCUGAGAUACUGAGAUUCUGUGGAGAUCUUCCCAUUUACUGGCAUCAUCCUGCAAACGCCAGAGCACUGAGGAAGAGGAGAAGUGUGACGCGGGUGAGACGGCAGAGUACAGGUGGAUUAAACCGACAACAGGCGAGACGUCGAAACUCAACAAGUUCAGUCAGAGAGGAGGAACGGCCGACAGGACCCGAGUAUAACCCUGAGAACCCUUAUCAUAAUCAGGAGGGUUUGGAGGGACACAUGGUAUUCGAUCCCAUGUUGGACCAUCGUGGGAUCUGCUGUACCGAAUGUCAUCGCAGUUACACCCAUUGCGAGCGAGUAUGCGAGCCACACGGGGGCUACUGGCCGUGGCCCUACAACUACCACGGCUGUCGGCAGGUCUGCAGGGUCAUCAUGCCGUGCCGCUGGUGGGCGGCUCGUAUGCUGGGUCUCGUGUAAGGCCUGCGGUUUCCAGCUAAAGUCACAGCAGAUCUGCCCUUAAAGUCCAUAUGAGCUAUAAUGAGGUAUCAAAGCGACUCAAAGCUCUAGUGUAACCAACAAAUGUCAGACAUGGAUGUGUUUUGAUAUACAAAUAAACAUAACUAGCACUAGUUAAGAAUAUGUAGAGUGUUUUUUAGGACUAUCAAAAGAUGCUUUUUAAAUGAUAUACACUUAAAGGUAACACUUUACUUAACAACUACAUUAGUUAUAAUGCUUCCACAGUAUUUAUUAAUCUUAGUGAAUGUUAAUUUCUACAUUUACUAAUACAUUUUUAGAUGUGUUAAAAUUAGUUAAUGCACUGUGAGCUAACAUGAACAUAUGUAUUAACUUGCAUUAAGAAAGAUUAAUAAAUGCAGUGCAGUUAGUAGUUAGUUAAUGCAUUAAUCAAUGUUAACAAACUGUAAAGUUUGUAAACCAUUUUGUAUGAAAACAGUCAUUCAUUUUGCAAUUCUGUUUGGUACCGCAAGUGGCACCAAAAAUAAAUCUUCAGUUUUACGUGAACUUUAUAAAGUGAAAUACAUUAAAUUUAUAAAAUGCAAACUGUAAAAUACUCUUCUACAGCUUCCAGUUCAUUAACAAGUUCUGAGUGGGAUGAAACUAAUAUCAUCUGGUGUCUCAGAGUUGCAACCUAAUUUUUCAAAAUCCUCUGCGUAGGCAUUAAUAACUCAUUAAGCUUAGGCUUGCUUUGCUAUGAAAUAAAUAAGAUAACACGACAGUAAUCGUUUGGCUAAUCCAUGAAUAAACCCACUGCGAUAUUAAACGGUGUGUUCUGCAAGGUUUAAAACACCUUCUGAGCUUUUCAUAAAUGGUUUUAGUGAAUGUCAACUUUUCUCCCACAGGUUUGAAAUGAAAAGCACAUCACUUUGUUUAGAAACAUGUGAGGUUCAAACGUCUGGGGUGUUUUUUUUUCCCCCAUUUAAAUUUGCAAAUAAAAAAUUGGGGAUUCUGACACAUUUAAAACAAAUUUAUGAUGUAAAAUGAAGCAGAAUAUUGCACAUCGUGCACUACUUUAUAACUAAAUGCAUGACAUUGGUCAUGUAAUUUUUUGUGUGCAGAUGGUCAGAUUUUCAUUCAUCGCUCAAAUUGUGUUGCUGAUAAUAAUUUGUAGUGAACAUGUACAGUAUUAAAACACAGGCAUUUUCACUCUUAUGGACCCAUAAAACUCUCUCAUCAUCUUAAACUAACAUGAGUUCUGUGCUACUGUUGCUGAAAGAGUCACCUAAAUAAAAUAUGAUAUUUCAAAUAUAAAAACAA
Molecule: messenger RNA, 2363 nt
Organism: Ctenopharyngodon idella (grass carp)
Lineage: Eukaryota; Metazoa; Chordata; Actinopteri; Cypriniformes; Xenocyprididae
Gene: cnmd
Product: chondromodulin
Exons: 7
Coding region: 189-1067 (292 amino acids)
Biological process (GO): negative regulation of endothelial cell proliferation; negative regulation of angiogenesis
Source: RefSeq, a predicted model, not a curated record